AUGAUGAUAUUCUAUGACAUCGCCUCUACUCGCCUCAAUACAUCGUGGUCUCCAAAUACCUGGAAGACGAGAUUCGCUCUGAAUUUCAAAGGAAUUCCAUAUCGUACCGAAUGGAUCGAGUUCGGCGACAUUGAAGCCCACUCCGUCAAGAACGGGUUCUUACCUACGUCCAAGAAGGCAGACGGCAGACCUCGCUACACGCUUCCUGCCAUCUACGACGAGUCGACCGGCGCCAAGAUAGCAGACUCGGAACUCAUCGCCGAUUACCUCGAAGCUACAUACCCAGACACACCGCCCCUUUUCCCUAACAACACACACGCCUUGCAAGCUGCAUUUGAGCCCGCUAUGCGCACCACCGUCGACGCGGUAUUCCAAUUCAUGUUGCCCUAUCUCAUGACGGGAAAAUUCUUCUCAGAAGAGACAGAGAGGAAGUACCGCGCGGUCGUGGAACCAAUGUUCAGGGGAAAGCGUCUCGAGGACCUCCUGCCCGUAGGGGAAGAGCGUGUCAAGCAGUGGGAGCGCUUCAAGGACGACGCAGGGAAGGCCGCGUCUUGGUACGACAAGAACAAUGGGAAGGGUCCGUUCAUCCUUGGGAAGACGCCUUCGUGGGCGGAUUUCGUCGCAGCAUCUUAUCUUCUAUGGGUGAGAAUUCUCUUAGGGGAGGAUAGCGAGGAAUGGAAGGAUCUUAAGACGUGGCAUAACGGACGAUGGAAAGCACUCUUCGAGGCCGUCAAGAAGUACGAAGGGGCUUCCUAG
Molecule: messenger RNA, 756 nt
Organism: Cyclocybe aegerita
Lineage: Eukaryota; Fungi; Basidiomycota; Agaricomycetes; Agaricales; Hemipholiotaceae
Source: the annotation of a GenBank genome assembly